Messenger RNA from Linum tenue, 381 nucleotides. NCBI's taxonomy places the organism in Eukaryota, Viridiplantae, Streptophyta, Magnoliopsida, Malpighiales, Linaceae. The record is from the annotation of a GenBank genome assembly.
AUGGGAAAUUGUAUCACGGCUCACCACAACAGCAACAAAAUCGCCUCCCUCUCGCCACAAGAUGACGAAACCACGGAGAAGAAGCAGAAGCAGAAGCAGAAGAAGAGUGUGAGGUUCGUCAAAAGAGGUGACGACGACGAUGAGGAGCGUGGUGAAGAUGGAGGGAAGAGGUCACCGACGGCGGCGGCAGUGAGGAUUCGAGUUCUGGUGACGAAAAAUGAGUUGAGGGAGAUCCUGAAGCGGCACAGGGAGGAGCUGAGAUCGUCUUCCUUGGAGGAGCUGGUGAGGGCGGUGAAGGGGAGGAGAAUGGAAGAUGGUGGUGGUAAUUGUGAAGAUGGUGUGUGGAGGCCUGCUUUAGAGACGAUUCCGGAGGAUCAUUAG